UGCCUGCAGUAUGCAAGAUGCACUGGGAGCUUAGCACUGGAGCUUGCCUGCCCUGAAGCAACACUGCAAGAGUCUGUAUAUUUAAAAAUGUAGCUACACACAUAUUUGCACUGUCAUUGAAUGGGGAGCAUUUUAUAAAUCCGAUCCAUGCAUCAGUGACCGAGCUAGAUGCCAUCUUGCAUGUGAGAGUUUUACCCUGAGUUGUGCAACACGUAAGGUACCAGAAGAAAAUGCCGUCUAAGUACUUUCAAGAACGCAACAAACGGAAGUUCUCAGAUUCCCUUAACAGCCAGCGUUGGAGAUUCUUGAAAAGUGGUCUGGAUGAUUUCAGAAGCGGCUUCCCUCCACCGUCUGACAACAUCAUCAGCUGUGGCACAAAGGGGCCUGUACCGAUUGUUCUGCGUAAUCGAGCAUCUGAUGCUUCACGCAUGGCCCAGCAGAAGGGAAGGAAAAAGUGCACCAAAACCCAAGUCAGUCCUUCCAAGCUCAGUCCAUUGCAGAAAGCCAGGCGGGAUCACAUUGCACAGACAGAACACUGCCUGAGCCAGCACCCCCUAGCACUCUACCCUCACCUGGAAGAAAGCAUUCCUCCUGAGCUUUUCAAAGAGGUUGUGGGCAUCCUGGAUCCUGAGAUGUGCUUGAAUAGUGAAGGUCAAUACAAGGAUUGUGACCAGGACAGCCACACCCCUCAGCAAGUGCUGUAUCAGCCGGAGGAUGGGAAAAGUAAAGAAGCAUGUCCCAGGCCAUCAGCCCUCAGCAAGGAGUCCAAGGGCAAGAAUCCGCAGUACACCUACCUGUCCAAGAAAGAGGUAGCAGCAAGGGAAAAGGAGGCCAGUCUGAGCUACGAUCCACCCCUGGAUGAGAACGUAAAGCGAGUGACUAAGGAGUUUUGUGACUGGGUGGAUUCUUUGGGAGGAGAAAAAUACAAAGUGGACGAAGCCACCAUUCUGAGCUUGUUUGACACUGGAUAUGAAACCAAGCUGGUGCUGUCUGUGCCCAUCCAUGUUGUGGAACUAAACAAUGUGCCAGCAGAACUGAGAAAAUAUAUGGGUGUUUCACCUCCACCAACCGCUGUCAAGAGUCCUCUUCAGAACAGCUGCCGCCCAUGCCUUGCCAAGGAUCCAUCCCAACCAAAAUGGGAGAAGAUCAGGUUUGGAGCCUGGUACCUUGAACCAAAAACAUGGAGAAAACAAAGAGCAAAUGAACCUUUAGAGGAUCCAAACACAGCAAUGGAUACCGUUCAGAAUUUAAGGAACCAGUUUAGUGAAAAGGAGGCAGAGCUCAUGCAGCUCCAUGGAACACACGCUUUUAAGGAAUUCCUCGAAACGAAGGGCUACCGGAAGCCUGAGUUCCUCCUGCAGAUGCUGGCUGCAGGGGAUGUUAAUGGAGCACAAGAGCGAACUUCAAAAGGCUACAAGAAAGAUUCUCUGAAGAGACCCGAGGGAAUCAGAGAAGGAUCUUCCUCCACAAUUGUUAAUUAACACAGAGUUCUGACUUUAUUCACAAGAAACAGAAGCACUAGUGAAACUGCUCCUGGAAGUCCCCAAAAUAGUAAUCUCAAAGAUAGGUUGAUUGUUUCCUUCUUUAGAAAUUGCUAGUCAAAUAUAGUUUAAAGAGAUCUACUUGGAUUUAUGAAUUCCAGACGCAUGCCAGCUGUCCUGGCAGCUCAGCCAUGGUACAGGCUGGCUGGGACACCUAGCUCCAUACUAGAGAUUUUGGCUCGACUCUACUGCACUCAUUUGGUUAAGAAUCAUGGUCUGGUUUGUUACUUGCUAAGCACCAAUGUUAUGCGCAGUUCUGUGUUGUCCUUUCCCUCAAGGAGCUUGCAAUCCAACAACUAGAUUAUUUCUUUAGGUGCAUAAAUGUUACCAAUCUAGAUGUCCCCAACAGGCAUAGUGUCUCAAACCAAGUCUACACCAGAAAAGGUUUGCCUUCCGAGGAAACCCUCCUAGUGCUCUUGGCAGUGUAGCUUAUACCAUUCCCCAAGUGAAAUAAGCUAUACGGCAAAAGCACUUUUAUGACACUGUCUACGCAAUGGGUUCUGCUGGUAUAGAAAUUCAUUUUAAAAGAAAAAUCACCUCCUUUAACCAAUGUUGUUAUAUCAGCAAGAGUUCUAGUGUAGACCUGGCCUCAGAGCAGCGUUUCUUCCCUGAUUACUGUUUGCACCAGGCAUAGGUACUGGAAGGAGGGGUGCAGGGGGUGCUGCAGCACUCCCAGGUUUUGCGCCCACCGGCCCCGCACCCCUGCUGCCUGCCAUCCCAGUCACUGGCCCCUGCCACCCGUCGUCCUGGCCGCCAUCCCCGCUGCCACCCGGGGGCUCUGCUGCCAACCCCAGGUCCCACUCAGCCACCCACCCCAGGUUCUGCUUGGCCACUGGCCCCAUGCCCAGGGGCUCCGCUGCCGGCCCGGGGUCCCGCUCAGCCACUGGCCUCAGGGGCUGCACUGCUGGCCCCACCCGGCCACCAGCCCUGGAUGCAGGGUCCCAGCCGCUAGCCCCAAAGUCCUGUCCACUGACCCCUGGAUCUCAGCCAUUGGUCCCUGGGUCCUGGCCACCAGCCCUGGGAUCCUGGCCCCUGACCCCAUGUGAGAGGUCUCAGCUGCUGUCCCGCUGCCUGGGGCUCCGCAACCGUCUCUAGCUGUGGCCUCAGCCUCAGCCCCCUUAACCCUGUCUGCGUCCCCCCUUCCUGAAACCAUGGCCCUGCUCCCGGCCUCAGCUCUAGGGGGUGGUGAGGGGCACAGACAGGGAUAAGAGGGGUGCAGCUCUGCAACCCCACUCCAAAAACUGUUCCAGCCCCGCUGGCACCGGAAGGAGGGGAAUGUAGACAUUUGUGACCAGCCUAUAUGUCUGCAGCUCCCAGUGGGGCACUGUAGCUCGGCAUCACCUCCUGUGUUUUACAGGCACAUUAGAGGGAAGCAGAGGAGGGAGAAGGAAGGAAUAAUUUUGUGAGGAGAAGAAAGCUGGAAGCAGGGCCGGCUUUAGGCCUAUUCCACCAAUUCCCCGAAUCGGGCCCCACGCCUAAGGGGGCCCCACACCCAGUGAGAAUCCCUUCCCCGGCUAGCGGCGCCUUUUUAAUUGUUACUCACCUGGCGGCGCUCUGGGUCUUCGGCGGCACUUUAGCGGCAAGUCCUUCGCUUGCUCUGGGUCUUCGGUGGCGGGUCCUUCAGUGCCGCCGAAGACCUGGAGAGAGUGAAGGACCCACUGCCGAAGUGCCGCUGAAGACUCGGAGCACUGCCCGGUGCGUACAAGCCCCACAUGUUUUUUUACAUGUGGUUUGUUUGUUUUUUUUAGUCAUCCCUGCCGGGGCCCCAUUGAAACUGUUCAAAUUGGGCCCCGCACUUCCUAAAGCCGGCCCUGGCUGGAAGAGCAGAGUAACUGGUUGAGGGGAGCUCUGGGGACAGAGCUGAAUGCAGAAUGUGCAUUACGUUAUAAUCCCUUAACGUGCUUUUUCCUUCCAGAUUUUUCCUGCCAUCUGGCCUGGCCAGCCUUGGUUGAUCUAUGUUGUCCACACUUGGUUCGCUGCAGUCUGGCAGCGUCUUUGAGGAGCAGGGACCUAUUCAAUUAAUCUUGAUGUACAUUUCACUCUUUACUGCAGAUUGUCCAGCCAACCCUGCUUCCAGCUUUGGAAUAAGUGUAGAUUUCCCUUUACUGAAAAGGUCUCUAAAAAGCUAGCAAAAAUCUCUUUCUUAGUCUCAAACUAGUGGGAGCAGCACCACACAGUUACAAAUUAGAAUGAGGACAACAAACUCACCUCCCUAGAGUAUUUAGAGCAGGUGAGCAUAGGACACCAUCAGUUUGUUAAAAAGCCAAGCUCUGAAUACUUUGUGCAGUGUCUAGGGACAAAAAUGCUUGGGCGGCCCUGGGAUCAGCCACACUGGCCGCUGCAGAAAUCUCAGAGGUCAUGGAAAGUCACGGAAUCAGUGACUUCUGCAACCUCCGUGACAGACACGGAACCCUAACUAUAGUCAGUUAUUUAAUGCAAAUUCUUCUUCACUUGCAAGAUUGGAAGAAAACCAGUACAGACCAGACUCUUCCUUUUAAUGCCAUUUAAAUUUCACACACAGAUAGUUGCAGAAAAAUCUAUUUAAUUACUUCAAUCUUGCUAACAAAGCUGAAAUCAUGGGUA
This is a messenger RNA of Gopherus flavomarginatus (Mexican gopher tortoise), 4124 nucleotides long. Its product is annotated as protein FAM47B-like. NCBI's taxonomy places the organism in Eukaryota, Metazoa, Chordata, Testudines, Testudinidae. The transcript is spliced from 8 exons. Bases 231 to 1481 code for a protein of 416 amino acids. The record is from RefSeq and is a predicted model, not a curated record.